AUGCCGGCCAACAAGCGGAUGAAACGGGAGAUGCACCCGAGUGUUCUUUCAUCCCGAGCUUCCACUGCAGUGCCAACUUCGCAGACCUCUUUAUGUGAGGAGUCUGAGAAACUCGGCAAGGACGAAGAGGAGUGGGUUGAGGAGUGGUUGGUACAUAAGGCAGAGCCUGAAAGUGAUGAUGGUAAAGACGUUGAGGACGGUGAGGAGGGUGAAGACUUUCCAGAGGUGAAACGUGAGGACGCUGACGGAUUUCGAUUAGAUUUUGACCAGUUCCUUACGCGCCCUCGGAACUUUUACCAGAUGGCAGUGCAGCUGCUGGAUUUCAAGGGGUUGGAUGUGUACUCUGUGGAACCGACACGACGCGGAAUUCUUCACGAAUGGUUCCAUCGGUACCAUCCAGGCGUUCUGGAUGACGAUGCUCUAUGGACUUUCUCAUUUGGAGAGACAGGAGGGCCAAGACCGCUCUUCAAAGCCACCCUGACUGCACACUCUUUGAAGGACAGAAAAUUUGAAUCAGAGUGGUGCGUUACCAGGCGUCUCGCUGAGCUUUCAGCGAUCAAGGUUUUCCGCGAAGAUCCAGAAGUACAACAAAUUGCAAAACUGCUACCGCCAUCACAAAAAAAAAUCAAGGACAAGGCCAGCAUGAAGAAGGAAGAAAAAGAUGCAUUGAAAGCUCGAGGCAUUGAUUCUGGCAUGGUUCAUAAAGAGCUUGCGCAACGAGUGUACAUGCAUUUCCGAGAUUUGGGGUGUCGCAAUGCGCUUUGGGAUGGCAAUGCCUCCGUUCUCGUGCGGCUGCCGCUCUUCCUCUCAGCUUUGACAGGCAUGACGGACUCCACGUUGUUUUGGGUUUCGUUGUUAAUUACUGGGGCAUUGGUGACUCGAGUGCAGCACCUGGAAGUUUGCUGCUUGGGAUCCGCGACUGCCGGGCCGUUGCCGCAGCACCUCGACAAGUUGGAAGAGGUCACCGGCUGCACCGCAGGGGACGGGGCUGCCGUUGCGGUGGAGGCAGCACCUGCACCGGAGGCUUAUGAGGCUGCCACAGCAUCCUCUGAGAGCUUGGCGCUCAGCAUUUGUUUUACGCCAGAUAUGCAUGGCCAAGACACCACGGCUGAGGGCGAAGCUGUCGAGAAGAAGAACAGGUUGGGCAGCGGGCUCAAAGUUGAGGCGAAUAGCUGGAUGUGCCGGACGGAGCUGCACAAUGCCGUGUGCAGCGGUGACAAAGACUACGUCCAGCAGCUCCUGAAAAAUCGCGCGUCUGUUGAUGCCACGGACGGAAGUGGCUGGACACCACUACACUUGGUCGCCAGUGAGCUCUCGGAACCGGUCAAAAUCAUCGAGCUACUGCUGGAGGCCAGGGCCAGGAUGAAGACCUCAGCGGCCCGGAGCCGAGCUCUUCACAUAGAAUAUGUGAAUGUCUUCUGUCAACUCGCGCAGUUCUGGCGUUUGAUGUCAAACUUGCCGCUAAGGUUUCACUCCCUUGAAUUGGCUUGCGACUCGAAAUGCAAGGAAGCGGUGGCUGUUCUGCAGAGCGCUGCUCCUUGA
Cladocopium goreaui is the source of this 1542-nucleotide messenger RNA. Lineage: Eukaryota; Dinophyceae; Suessiales; Symbiodiniaceae. The record is from the annotation of a GenBank genome assembly.